Messenger RNA from Solenopsis invicta (red fire ant), 592 nucleotides. Its product is annotated as ejaculatory bulb-specific protein 3-like. Bases 153 to 524 code for a protein of 123 amino acids. The record is from RefSeq and is a predicted model, not a curated record. NCBI's taxonomy places the organism in Eukaryota, Metazoa, Arthropoda, Insecta, Hymenoptera, Formicidae. The transcript has 3 exons.
AAAACCAAAUACUUGAUCAUAUAACGUAGACUUAAGCGUAUCUUUCUAUAAGAAUCGUAUCUUGUCGUGAAAGUGUUAAAUUGAAUUUGACUAAAUUACAUUGGCUGAAUUUCAAACUUUUUAGGAUAAAUUAUUGGAGGAUAACCUAAAGGAUGAGCUUGACAUUUGUUCUGCUGUUUAGUCUCGCAUUUUCUGGACUCGUUUCAGGAAUAGAAUACUUUUCAGAUAACAUAGAUGUGGAUGCAAUCAUUAAUAGCGACCGUCUUUUAAAUCAAUAUGUAAAUUGUAUUCUCGAUAAAGGUCCCUGUACUGCCGAUGGACGUAGUCUUAAACAUUUUCUCCCGGAUGCAAUAGCCACAACUUGUGAAAAAUGCAGCGAAAAGCAGAAACAGACUGCAAGAAAAAUAAUCAAAUAUUUGAAAGAACAUAAACCGAACAUUUGGGCAGAAUUUCUCGAGAGAUAUGAUCCUGAUGAAGAACAUGUUGCAUUUUACAAAGAAUUUUUGGCACAAGGAGGUGCUUAAAUAAAGAUUUAAUCUUUACUUUGUUAAUUUUUCUGUAUAUUAGGUAUAAAUAAAUUUCUUUUAGAAAU